CUCUCUCUAUCUUCGUCAAUGCUAUGUGCUCAACACUCGAUACUGUGUGUCAAUGUUGCACCAAAGCUUUUUUUUUUGCAGGCAUGCCGGAAGGUGCACACACACACACACACACAAACACAAAAAAAGCUUCCACCUUUUCUCUUUCCAUCUUUUUCUCUUCCUCUUUUCUCUUUCCUCUUUAUGCAUAUUCAAACUACUUGGGGCGCAAUACAAAAGAAGGACAACAAAAUUAACCAAUACAACCUCUCGCUACCUUUCACCCCAACUCUCCAACGUCCCUGAGCGGCGAUGAGCAGCAAUAACAACAACCACAACCACAACAAGUACAAUGCCAUCUCUCUACCCGUCCCGAGCACUUAUCAUUACCAAUCUUCGGAGACCAUACAGCGUUACGGUUCGGGUCAUGACCUUGACGUCUUUGGCAUUGCAGUAGACCGCUGCAGCAUCGCGAAACAAAUGAUAUUCGUGCGCAAGUCAUUCUGCAUCACGACGGUGCAGUUCGUUGCCAUGGGGUCCUUAGCAACACUCCUAGUUCGUAUCGACCCUAUAUUUCACUGGUUACAAAGAAGCAAAUACGCUUGGUGGAUGCCAUUAAUUCCUACAUUUCUGGUAGCGUUUAUCCUGGCAUGGCAGCUAUGGAUGCGAUACUUUCAGCUCUCACACACGGGUCGAGUCAGUUUACUUUUCGUUUUUUCGCUACUUAUCGCGGCGAUCGUGUCUGAUAUUGGUUCGUAUUCCGGGUUGUUUGGUUGUGACGUGUCUAAAUUAUGUUAUGUUGAUGGCAUCCUCGUUAUCUUUAUGACCAUCUUCGGUCUAUGUGGUGUCCUGCUCUACACUUUUCAAUCACAAUACAGCUUUUCAGGCACCAAGCCUAUUCUUGUUAGUGCAGUGAUGAUCUGCAUUAGUUCACCAUGGUUACGGCGUGUGUACGACAUGGACCCUAUCACGAUUUUGCUCCCAAUGCUACUAUCAUUGCUCCUUUGUGGAUACCUCGUGAUGGAGCUAUAUUACAUCAUGGGGAACGUUACCGUCGACGACUUUAUCCUGGCGAAUAUCUCGGCCUACAUUGAUCUUUUAUACCCAAUGCGAUGCUUACAUAACCUGUGCGAAUUGACCGAUCAUGUCGACAUGUUUCCGGAACUUCUGCAUCCGGGUCCAGAUCACUAACCAAACAAACGAUACCCGUCUCUUCUUUUUCAUUACACACAAACACACUCGUUUACUUAUUCCAAAAAGACCCUUUUCCCUGCCCCCUGCCUACACCACAAAAAAGAAAAGUUUUUAUAUUUUCCAUCAUCAUCUACUACAUAUAUUACCCAUCCUUUUAUAUAUCUAAAGACCUAUACGACUGAUGAUAUCACCCAGUAUAUAUUCCUCUCUCUCUAUUUUUUGUUUUGUUUAGAGUAAAAUCACACAUUUCUUAGAACCACACAGAAAA
Molecule: messenger RNA, 1441 nt
Organism: Zychaea mexicana
Lineage: Eukaryota; Fungi; Mucoromycota; Mucoromycetes; Mucorales; Lichtheimiaceae
Exons: 5
Coding region: 292-1170 (292 amino acids)
Source: RefSeq, a predicted model, not a curated record